Messenger RNA from Dissoconium aciculare CBS 342.82, 1413 nucleotides. RefSeq lists its product as uncharacterized. The record is from RefSeq and is a predicted model, not a curated record. Bases 1 to 1413 code for a protein of 470 amino acids. NCBI's taxonomy places the organism in Eukaryota, Fungi, Ascomycota, Dothideomycetes, Mycosphaerellales, Dissoconiaceae. The transcript has 2 exons.
AUGACCAGCAACGCCCUCUUCGCGCCCGUCGCCAAACACCGCAUAACCUCCAAGAACCCAGCGAAAGAAGGGAUCGGUCUCGACGUCGAACGAUGCGCCGCUCUCCACAACACGCUGAUGCUCUACGGCUGGGUUUGCGGCGGGAAAUCGAUCCCGACGAUGGCGCGCAAAUCCUGGUGGAGCCGACACGGGAGUCAGCCCCUCCAGAAAGUCCUCCAUCCAGAGGUGGUGCGCUAUCUCCAGAAGAUCUUUGAUGUCCCCGAACAUAAUUUCUUCUAUCACGUCCGAGGGCUGGCCGCGCCGAUUGAAAUGCUCCGGCUGGGAGAGGUGCUGGAGGAUGAGGAUCAUGAUCCGGAGCAUGUGGAGAAGUAUCGGUUCCUCGUGCUGUAUUCGACCUCGCCGGCGUUGGUGACGCAUCCGGCAGGGAUCGUAUAUGACCAAAUCACCCAAUCCGCAAUCCUAAUGCCAACCUACAACCACGUCUUCGACCUCCGCAAGAACCGCGAUCUCCCCUGGCAAAAGCUCGAAGCCAUCCUCAGCGCCUUCAUCGACAUGGUCGAAGCGGAAAAAGCCUUCGCAGUCCACGAAGCCCGGGCCAAAGACCAAUCCCUCCCCUCAGACUCCCUCUCCCCACAACUCGCCCUGCAACGCGCCAACGCCAACACCCUCCCCUGGCUCCUCCAACCCUUCACGAGCAACGAUCUCCACAACUGCAUAGCCGCAUGGAAAAAGCUCGUCACAUCCCUCGAAAAGCGCGCCUUCCUCACCCCCGAAGAACCCCUCCGGCCCAUCGCCUCCAACUCCGCCCUCAACGCCGCCAAAAUCCCGCACGGCUUCGCCUACGAACUGCUCCGGCACGCGCAAGCCUCGGAGAUAAGUUUCCUGGCGCCGGGGGUGCGGCUGCCCAAGACGGACGAAUUCGUGCACCAGCCCUUCACCUCGAUCCUGGAGAAAUUCCCCAAGGAGACGAGCAACAUGAAGAUGCCCUUCCUCUUCCUGCGGUGUCCGGGCAGCGUGUCGGGCAAAGAGGCCAAGUUCCGCUGGCCCUUCUCCACGCUGGAGAGCGUGCCCUGCGGGCUGUACCUCGACGCCUUCCCCAACGCGCAGAACCCCUUCGAGGACGCGUGCCGGCUGGUGCUGCCCAUCCUCCUCGGCGCGAAUCGAUACGCGCGCACCUCCGACUUCCGACCCAUCCGCCGGAGUUAUUCGGAUCUGUAUCAGGUCGAUAUCAACCCGUUCGUCAUGAGACACGGGCCGAAAUUGGUCGCCAUCUUGGAGAAUUGGUGGGAGAACGUGGAGAGUGGGCAUUGGAGUUGCAAUGAGAAGGGGGUCUCCGGGGGCGUGGGCGUGUGGAGGAAGGCGGAUACGAGGGACGAUUGGUGGAGAUAUCAGAGUAAACAUCUUUAUGUCUGA